GCCCACAGAGAAUACAGUAACGACGAAAAUGGUGCAAAGGAAUGGCAGGUGCCAGCAGCCGAGGAAUGAAGGCCGCGUGGGGCAGUGACAGUGACGACGGCGGGUCUCCAUUCUCAAAGCUCCAACGCUAUAAAAAGUGUGUGUGUCAUGUGCUUCCCUCUCGCACCUAAAUUCUCUGCGCCAGGUCGUCCAAAACACGCACCCGUACCGCGUCGGGUCGGCCUCUUUCAGGAAGAGGUCGGGGGCUCGGGGCGGGAGAGCUGCCACUGCCAGGAUCCUGUAAAGCGCGCGGCGGAGUAACUGUGCCGUGCUCCCCCUCUGUUGUCUUUCUCUCUCUCUGCGAGUUCUGCGCUUCCGCCGCCGCUCUUCUUCCCGCGCCGCCUGCCUGCAACUGCAACUGCAAGAAGGCUUCCGCAGUGCAGUAAAUUUCGCCGGCGCGUUGCGCAGCCGUCGCCAGCCAACGUCCAUCCCACUAUUUACUUCCCCAGCUCCCACGACAACCUGUGGGCGCCCGUCGUUCCGUUCCGCUGCCUUCCCGGCCGGUCUCUGCUAGCUCCUUGUGUGUUUCUGCAGCAAAACGCGCGCGCUUCCGGCGCUUCGGGGUUCAGUUGCAGUACGCGCGGCUAGCUGGGGGACGAAGGGAGGGCCGCGACGCGAGGGACGAUGGUGCCGGGCGAGCAGGCGGAGGACGCCAUCGUGGCGGCGGACGUCGGCAACGGCAAGGACGCCGGGGAGGUGCGCGCCGCCAUGGGCGUCGUCGGCGGCGACGACGCUGAGCAGCUGCAGCAGCAGCACGGCGGCGGCGGCAAGUUCAGCAUGAAGAGCCUGCUCUGGCACGGCGGCUCCGUCUGGGACGCCUGGUUCAGCUGCGCCUCCAACCAGGUGGCGCAGGUGCUGCUGACGCUGCCGUACUCGUUCUCGCAGCUGGGCAUGGUCUCCGGCGUGCUGCUGCAGGUCUUCUACGGCCUCAUGGGCAGCUGGACCGCCUACCUCAUCAGCGUCCUCUACGUCGAGUACCGCGCCCGCAAGGAGAAGGAAGGCGUCAGCUUCAAGAACCACGUCAUCCAGUGGUUCGAAGUUCUCGACGGGCUGCUGGGCCCGUACUGGAAGGCCGCCGGGCUCGCGUUCAACUGCACGUUCCUGCUCUUCGGCACGGUCAUCCAGCUGAUCGCCUGCGCAAGCAACAUCUACUACAUCAACGACCGGCUGGACAAGCGGACGUGGACGUACAUCUUCGGCGCGUGCUGCGCCACCACCGUCUUCAUCCCCUCCUUCCACAACUACCGCGUCUGGUCCUUCCUCGGCCUCGGAAUGACCACCUACACCGCCUGGUACCUCACCAUCGCCGCCGCCGUCCACGGCCAGGUCGACGGCGUCACCCACUCGGGCCCGAACAAGCUCGUGCCCUACUUCACCGGCGCCACCAACAUCCUCUACACUUUCGGUGGCCAUGCCAUCACUGUGGAGAUCAUGCACGCGAUGUGGAAGCCUCGCAGGUUCAAGUACAUCUACCUGCUGGCGACGGUGUACGUGUUCACGCUGACGCUGCCGUCGGCGGCGGCCAUGUACUGGGCGUUCGGCGACCAGCUGCUGACGCACUCCAACGCCUUCUCGCUGCUGCCGAGGACGCCGUGGCGCGACGCGGCGGUGGUGCUGAUGCUGAUCCACCAGUUCAUCACCUUCGGGUUCGCGUGCACCCCGCUCUUCUUCGUGUGGGAGAAGGCGGUGGGCAUGCACGAGACGCCGAGCGUCUUCCUCCGCGCGCUGGUCCGCCUCCCCAUCGUCGUCCCCGUCUGGUUCCUCGCCAUCAUCUUCCCCUUCUUCGGGCCCAUCAACUCCGCCGUCGGCGCGCUCCUCGUCAGCUUCACCGUCUACAUCAUCCCCGCCCUCGCCCACAUGCUCACGUACCGCUCCGCGUCCGCCAGACUGAAUGCAGCGGAGAAGCCGCCGUCGUUUCUGCCGAGCUGGUCGGGGAUGUUCGUGCUGAACGCGUUCGUGGUGGCGUGGGUGCUGGUGGUCGGCUUCGGCCUCGGCGGCUGGGCCAGCGUGACCAACUUCGUCAAGCAGAUCGACACGUUCGGGCUCUUCGCCAAGUGCUACCAGUGCCCGACGAAGACGCACGCCGGGUCGCCGUUGCCGGCGCCGCCGCAUCACUGAAGUAGCGAGCGUUAAUUUGGAGUGCCAAAGGCGGCUAACGACCGUAAACGGGGACAUUCCCGGGCGGUGCAAUGCAAAGCCUUUCUAGGAGUGUACAACGUAGUGGAGCAGCUUGUGAGUUCACUGACCCGAGAUAGCUGGACUUGCAUUUGUCGCGUGGCUUUGAUACAUUAUUAGUAGGUGUUGUGAGUGUCACUUCCUUUGUGUUGGUUGUUUGCACAUGGUUGUUUUAGGUUGUUCGGUUCAUGGUACGUGCCAUCUAAGGAUAAAAACGGAACGGAAAUAUUUCGUACCGACCGUUUUCGUUUUCUACAUUAUGAUAUCGUUUUCUAUAUUAUGAAACCGUUUUUGAAUUUUGUCAAACAUAAAAAAUUGUCAGUU
This is a messenger RNA of Sorghum bicolor (sorghum), 2538 nucleotides long. Its product is annotated as auxin transporter-like protein 2. Lineage: Eukaryota; Viridiplantae; Streptophyta; Magnoliopsida; Poales; Poaceae. Gene Ontology annotation, cellular component: plasma membrane. The transcript has 7 exons. The coding region runs from base 664 to 2157 and encodes 497 amino acids. The record is from RefSeq and is a predicted model, not a curated record.